Molecule: messenger RNA, 746 nt
Organism: Amyelois transitella
Lineage: Eukaryota; Metazoa; Arthropoda; Insecta; Lepidoptera; Pyralidae
Product: putative peptidyl-tRNA hydrolase PTRHD1
Exons: 2
Coding region: 319-711 (130 amino acids)
Molecular function (GO): peptidyl-tRNA hydrolase activity
Source: RefSeq, a predicted model, not a curated record
UGUCAGCCAGCAAGGCCAUCUGUUUUGUUAACUUUUGUUGUGAUGUGACUAAAUAAAUCCUUGCAAAGAGAAUAUAACCACUACGUUUUUAUAUCCUUGUAAUUGUAUGGUUGCGUAGCGGGUAAGAAUAAAAAAGCAAAACUUGCCAAUCUAAUCUGUCCUAGGUCCUGCACGCUUGAGAGAAAGAGCCUUAUUAUAAAAUAUCAAGAAGACCUUUAUGGGACUGAACAAUACAUACUUUACCAGCGUGUAAAAAAUUAAAGGAUUACCUACAUCUCAUAUUUCUUAUGACACAGCUUUUUAUGACUUAAUGUGACUAUGUCUAGUCAAAUAGUACAAUAUGUCCUACUACGAAGUGAUUUGCUGAAGGAUUUGGGAUGGUCUAUUGGUGCACUUGUAGCCCAAGCCUGUCAUGCUUCCACAGCAGUUUUACAUUUGUAUAGAGAAGAUGAAGACACUAUGAAAUAUCUAGAUGACUUGGAUAAUAUGCACAAAGUAGUUCUUGAGGUCCCAAAUGAAGAUUCCCUCAAAAAGGUAGCCGAGAAAUUAAAAGAAAAUUCCAUAGACCAUAAACUUUGGAUAGAACAACCUGAAAAUAUACCUACAUGCUUAGCUUUGAAGCCUUACCCUAAGGACCAAGUCAAGAAAUAUGUAGGAAAAUUUAAGUUAUACAAAGCUACUUUGAGUAGUCAUUCUACUGUAUUAUCCUAAGUCUGUUAAAAUAAAAUUUAUUUCAACUGCCCAUU